GCAGCAGCAUCUGUCCAAAGUCCUUAAUAUUUUCUGGAUCUUGUACAGCAAGUGCCACAACCAGGCUAGUUGAGCAGAAUGUACACAAUGAAGCGGCUCAGGGAAUAAAUGGAAGUGUGCCAGUCAAACAGUCCCCACGUUCAGCUUCAAAUCCAAAGCCACAAGUGCCUCCAAAGCCAAUUCAUCUGCAGAAGGUGUCACCUGUUACAUACCAAACCUCUAGACAUAAAGCUUUAUCAAAUCAGAAGCCAAGAAUGGAGGAAGAGACACCCACCCCUGUUUCUGGUGUUGCAAAGGAAAAGUCCAGUAAAGUGUCAGAUCUCAUCAAUCGUUUUGAGGGAGGCAGUUUUAGCCCAUUAAAUCCUAGUGAUUUGAAGAAAGAUUCCUCUCUUCUCCAUAUUUCUAAAUCUCAAGGAAGAUAUGGGUCAACACCACCACCUCAGCCAAAACUCCCCUGCCAGCACCCACUACAAAACCAGGGAAACAGUAAUACCGACAAAACUCAGGUUGCACAGCUGCACACAGCCAACGGAGUAGUAGCACAAGACCAGACAGAAGAUGAAGACAGGAGUUUAUCUGACCGUGGCUCCACUGUGUCCACCCCGGUUCCAGAUAAUGCCAUCAACAGCAGCUUGAUAAACGGGGAAAGAGAAAGUACCUCCAGAGAGUCACUGCAAAGUGAGACAGCUUGUGAAGGACAGAUGCUUAACAGCUGCUGCAGGUCUCCAAGCAGUGAUACACUGCUCCUGUCUGAAAAUGAAACUCUAGCAACUAAUGCUAAUGUGAAGGAAGAACCAAAUGAGGAAAUCAGCAAACAAGAUCAACCUGUAGAAACAAAGGAGACAGAUGAACAGAAACGUCACAAAAUUGCCAGUGAACUUCUGCAGACAGAAAAAGCCUACGUUAGCCGACUUGAUCUCCUAGAUGGGGUAUUCUAUUCCAGACUUCUUGAAGAGGCCAACAGAGGUUCAUUUCCAGCUGAAGUGAUUAACAAAAUAUUUUCAAAUAUUUCGUCGAUAAAUGCCUUCCACAGUAAAUUCUUACUUCCAGAACUUGAGAAAAGAAUGCAAGAAUGGACUACCACCCCCAGAAUUGGAGAUAUUCUGCAAAAGUUAGCUCCUUUCCUUAAGAUGUAUGGGGAGUAUGUGAAGAAUUUUGAUAAUGCAAUGGAAUUGGUGAAAACAUGGACUGAACGAUCACCUCAAUUCAAGUUCAUUGUUCAGGACAUUCAGAAGGAAAAAGUGUGUGGAAAUUUGACAUUGCAACAUCACAUGCUAGAACCAGUACAACGCAUUCCACGCUACGAGAUGCUUCUAAAGGACUACCUAAGGAAAUUGCCUCAGGAUUCCCUAGACUGGAAAGAUGCUGAAAAAUCCCUGGAAAUCAUAUCUACUGCAGCAAGUCACUCUAAUAGUGCAAUAAGAAAAAUGGAGAAUCUAAAGAAAUUGUUAGAAAUCUAUGAGAUGCUGGGAGAAGAGGAAGAUAUUGUGAACCCUUCAAAUGAACUGAUAAAAGAAGGACAGAUCCUUAAACUUGCUGCUCGCAAUACGUCUGCUCAAGAACGGUAUCUUUUUCUAUUUAACAAUAUGUUGCUCUACUGCGUCCCCAAAUUCAGCUUGGUGGGAUCAAAGUUCUCGGUUCGAACCAGAGUUGGCAUAGAUGGUAUGAAGAUUAAGGAAACUCAUAAUGAAGAAUAUCCACACACUUUUCAAGUGUCUGGAAAAGAACGAACACUGGAGUUGCAGGCCAGUUCUGAACAAGAUAAGGAAGAAUGGAUAAAGGCGCUUCAGAAUACUAUAGAAGCUUUUCAGCAGAGGAAUGAAACUUUCAGAAAUGCUAUUGCAAAGGAAUAUGAAGACUUGCCUGUUGAGGUUUCUAAUGCUGAGCUUGGGAAGAGAGCACCAAGGUGGAUAAGAGACAACGAAGUAACCAUGUGCAUGAAAUGCAAGGAGCCCUUUAAUGCACUGACAAGGAGAAGGCACCACUGCAGAGCAUGUGGACAUGUGGUUUGCUGGAAAUGUUCUGAUUAUAAGGCACAUCUUGAAUAUGAUGGCAAUAAAUUGAACAAAGUCUGUAAAGACUGCUAUCACGUUAUAAUUGGUUGUACAGACAGCGAAGAAAAGAAGAAGAAAGGCAUCUUGGAAAUUGAAUCUGCAGAAGUCUCUGGAAAUAGCGUCAUAUGUAGCUUUCUUCAGUACAUGGAAAAAUCAAAGCCCUGGCAGAAAGCGUGGUGUGUUAUACCUAAACAGGAAGCUCUUGUGCUGUACAUGUAUGGCGCUCCACAGGAUGUUAAAGCUCUGGCUACAAUUCCACUUCUGGGCUAUACAGUAGAUGAUACUCCAAGAAGUGCUGACCUCCCACACAGCUUCAAACUGACCCAGUCUAAGUCUGUGCACAGUUUUGCUGCGGACAAUGAGGAACUAAAACAGAAAUGGCUAAAAGUUAUCCAUUUAGCUGUCAAAGGUGAGACACCAGAAUGUCAAAAUGAACUGCAAGUAAAUUUAGAAGAGCAACCUGAAUCUUCUUAAACAUCUGAAUGCUGAAGCUCAAGAACAUAGGGUAUUUUUUAAAUAUUUCAAUUGAAUUUGUGGUUAACAUUUGUGUUAACCUCUCUUUACCCAAUCAAAAAAAAAAAAGAAACUUCUUACUACCGUACACAUCUUAGCACUUUAUGUUUGGGAAAAAUUUUGGUCUUUUUAGGGAUCUUGUUCUUAUAUUUAUGUUCUGUCAAUAAAAGUGAUGUACAGUUCCAUUUCAGAGACUUUUUAAAAACAUGUGAAUGCUAUUAAAAAUACUUACUAACUUUACUGUACUUGUUUGUUGUGAUGCAAAUUUUUUUUGAAAAUCCCGUUGCUCUUUGGUUAACGUUUGCUACUUUCAUUAAGAAUGCAGAUUUUGAAGCUUCCUACUUACAUGUUAGGACUUGCAACAGGAUAAAAGAUAUACCUCCACAUUGCCAAAAUAGAUCUAUAGUUAAAUAUGCAGGGAUGAUUUGAUUUAAUGUAUGUAGUUUAUAGAUUGAAUUCCACGAUCUGUACAUAUGUUGUAUUCACUUGUCUUUUCUUUUUAAUUAAUGCAAAUUGCUUUCAUAGGUAUAUUGGCUUUUAAAAUUUCAAUUCAUCAAGGGAACAAUCUAAUCAUUUUCAAUCUAGAAAUGAAUACCUAAAAUAUGAGAAAACUAUAUAUAAUAUAUGUACAGUAUUAAAAAUGUACAAUACUUGAUUUUUGCUUUGAUUUCACGAUAUGGUUUCCUAUUACUGAAUAAUUUAUUUAAAAAGCAUGUUUUCUAUUUGAAAUUAAACACAGUCCUAAAUUAACAAAUACUGUUCAGUGAUUUGUUUUAAUAGCUGACAUUUAAAGAUCUUGAUAUUUUUAUGCAUUAAAAAAAUAGCAGUAAUGUAAGUGGCAUGCAAUGGACAAAUAAGUUCCAGUUGUGUUUAAAAGAGUAGUCGCUUUUCUUCAGUGUCCUAUCACUGUUAUCUUUUAAGAGUGCAGUAGGUCAUUACUAAAAUGCACUGUGUGCUUUGGAAGAGCAACAGAUUUUAGUAACCUAGGAAUGUGUAUUUUUGCUAGUAUAGUUAUUGGAACAAAAGAACGCUUUGAACUUAAAUCUUUUAAGAGUUAUGUAAGAUUAUAUACUGUAAUACUUAUUUAUAGAUGACAAUGGUCUUCAAGGAUUAUUACUGUAAAGUGGAGCCUGCUUUAUACAAAUCUAGUAUGAGGUCUGAGCCUGCAAAUCUCAAGUCGCAUUAUUUGCAUCUGCUGGUUGGAAUAAGGACUUGUUGGCUUUACAGUAUUAAGUCCCUUACAAACUACCAUUCCUGUUAGGGUUUUUAUACAUAAAGGCAAAUUACCUCCUUAAAAUUUUUACUGUAAUAUCCUUGGAUGAAAUAUGACAACUUCAGAGGUAGUGACUGACUAUCAAGUAGACAAUUAAAAUCAUCGCCAUCUUUCCUUUUCUGACCCCUCAAAGGAAGGAAUAUAUCUAACUUCCACAAUCAACUUGUCAUAAAAACAUUCAGGAGUCUUCUCAAUGUAACUGCAAUCUGUAUUUUAAAUUGUGUCAAGCUGAAGAUCUCAGGUUCAAGUCCAGUUUUGUUAGUAACAUGAGGGCAGAUUUAAAUUGUCACUUAUUUAUAAGAUUUCCAGACGAAGUGUUCACUGAACUCCCACUCUCACUUUACUUUUUUUGCGACACUAUAGGGAAAAAAAUAGUUAUUUAACAUUUAAGAAAGGAUUGUUAAAGUAACCUCUGUUUUUAUUAUCAAGUGUACAUGAGUGCACAGCACUAUCGUUCUCUGGUAAGAAUGUCAUGCAACUUUGUGUUAGCAGGUUGGAUUUUGCUCUCACCUGUACAAAUCCAAAAUCUUUAAACUAGUGUUAGUUAUCAUCAGGACGUGGCAGUGUAGGGUAGGAACUCUACAACUGACUUUGUGCAUGUUGGUUCUGAAUUUUAUCUUGGGUGCUCUAUGUGUCCAGAUUAUCCUGCAUGUAGCCCUAGUACGACUUUUACCUGAUGAGCAAACUCUUCUGUAAUUCUCUUUACUGUCAGCUGUAUUUAUUUAUGGGCAGCUUAAGCCUAUUUUGAUUCACAUUGGUGAGUACCAUCAAAUCUUUGCCUGUGUCUGCAUAGCUAAUAUGUCAUCUUGUGUAUAUCUUGAGGGGGGUUUGAGGAGCAUUCAGGUAAGCAAGAAGAACUCUCCAUGGCUAACUUUCUUUCACGGUCAUUUCCUGAAAGUGGGUAUCUUCUAAAAGAGCCUCAAGUGCAAUUAUGGGAUCUGGAGGGUCAUAUUAUCACAUCUUAACGUAUAAGAACAUUGUUUCCCAUGUUCAAGUUGUUGAGUGUAAGGGGAGAAUUUGCCUUAAAGGAGUCCCCAGGUAAGAUGGACUGAGUAUUCUAAAAAUAAUACAAUGGUUUGACUGUAAUCAUGUAUUCUAUCCCAUUUUCUAAGCUCCUGCAAACUUAAUUCUGAGCCAUGUAGGAAGACCUAUUCUGGCUAAAUGAUUAGGGAAAUGAUUAGAAACAGUAAUUCCUGGGCUGCCUUAUUGUUACAGUGGUAUUAAUCAUCUGAAGCUGCUUGAAUGAUUUCAUCAUCUCAUAGGUGAAGCCCCUCAUUUGGACAUAAACAAUUUGAAAUGAAGUUAGAAUUGAGAGUUAUUUAUUCGGAUGUUAUCCUCAUGUUUGAUCUCAGCCAUUAAUGUUUAUAUAACGUGGGAUAUUUUGUUUGCUCUAUUGAAAUCUACUGCACGUUCUCAUAAUCAAUUGCUUAGUAAGAAUGUCUUGUCACUCAAAUGUAUGAUUCUGUGUGUAUUUUGUAGGAAAAAGUAUGUACCACUAAUAUUAAAGGAGAUGUUGCUUCUAGAUUUAACCACCCUAGCGGUUUUACUCAAGUCUCCAUAGACAAUUCCCCCCUACAGCAUCCAAAACUUUUUCUUUAACUUCAAAUUAUAAAUUAUGGCCACAGAGGAACACAUUGAAAGUAGUAACUGCUGCAGCUUAAGUAUCAUGACCAAAGCAGUCAAAUCUAAUCCAUAGUUAUAACAAGGUAUUGACUAUUUCCAUUGCAGCUGUUAAACUCUUUAAAAAAACAAAAACAAAAACAAAAACCAAACAAACAUAAAACACAAAAAAGAGAGCAUUAAGUGUAUUAGCAUAAAGUUAUAUCUGUACGAAAUAAACUAUAACUGAACAUUCAUUCAUAAUACAUGAAUGUAUGUGAAUGGCUCUGCUGAAUUAUUUAAGCUUUGAGAGUCUUGUGUACAAGAAAUGCUCAUGAUCAGUCUUCUGUGCAAUUGAAAGCAAAUCAAAAGUUAUUUUGUGUCAUUUUUAUCUGUAUUCAACAAAAAUUAUGGCUUAAUUUUAUCAUUAAAAUAUUUGGAACAUAUUAAGUAAUUUUGAAAAAAAAUUGAAAAAAUUACUUAAUAGUUUUCCCCUGCCAUGGAAAAGUAGUGUAUCAUGACAUCUGUGUGUCUGCACUAUUCUUCCAGAUCCUCUAAAAAUUGUUUUCUGGUAUCAGGUACUUCUGCUUGGUUGACGAGCUGCUAUAAAAUCUGUAGCACCAAUAACUUUCAAAUGCCUCUACACUGAGUAUUUUUCUUUAUUCCAAAAUAUAUUUAAUUUUUAUGUGCAAAGCAGAUAUUGAGAAUGGAAAACAUUCUCUUCAAUUUGGAGUAGAAUAUUAAACCACUUUAAAUGCAUGUUAUAUAUAGUGGCACCUUCUUAUGCAAAACUCUGUCUUCAAAGAUUCUAAAUCUCUUUCACAGAAAAGAGGAAUUUUAUUCUUCAAAUUUUUAAAUAAUGGGUUAAUCCAAGGCACUGAUUAAAUGCAGAAUAAAUACACUACUACCUGAGUAAAUUUUAAAUAAGAUUAUAGAAUUAUGCUCUAAAGACUUCCAAGUGGAGUCGGGAGGAAAAAAAAUAUAUAAAAAUGAGUGGGAAUGAUGUGGAACACUUGACGAGUUCUGUGGGUUUUGUUGGUUUGUUUUGGUUUUGGGUUUUUGUGGGUUUUUUUUGUAAACUACAUAGCCACAUAGCCUGUAUAAAAACUGAUCAGCUUUCAUUUCAAGACAAGAUUAAAUAAAAUGAACAGAAGGUAGUGGUUCCUUAUACUAAAGGAAAGACUUUCAGGAAAGAAAUAAACAUUCUGUGUAGGAAUAAUUCUAAGCAAUAAAAAGAAGCUUUCUCCAUAAAUCUAUUUAGAGAUCUUUAAGCUAGCGUAGAUAUGCUGGAGCUGCUAUACCUUCAGUGAUUUAAAUACAUGUAGAAUCUGCCUUAUGUUAUAUACAGACACUUGUUGAAAAUCAAGAUUUCACUAGUUUGAGAGCUGCUAACUUACGUCUCAUCUGGAACCACAGUGCUCAGUUCAAUUUUAUAUGGGAUUUGGUUAGAGACAAUUGACGUAGAGGUGGAUGUAAAGAGCUGGAAACAUAUAUCAAAAAAUAAAUGAUGAAGAGAAGAGAAAUAAUUUUAUGGCAGAACUUACUAUCCUUAAAAUAAGUCCAUUGGUGAAACAGGCAUCAUUCUUAGUCUGUGGUGUACUGUUAUUUGAAAUCUGAAAUGAAAUUGUUGGAGUUAACUUUUUUUAAUCCAGUCUGUGACCCUGUUGGUUAUGAGAAGUUUAGCUGGUUCUGACCCAUGGGACUGUAGUGAGGUAUGUUCCUUGGAUAGGAAUUUAAUCUGCUAGUCAGAUUGUUUCCUAAAAACUUUAACAGAACAUAACAUUAACUUAAUGAUUGUAUAUGCGUGUAUCUAUACACACAUGCAUAUGUAUGUGUGUGUAUAUGUAUAUAUGUGUAUUUAUAUAUUUGAGACUCAAGAUGAACUGUUUUCAAGCAGUAUUUUACAAUUAAAAAAUACACUGUGCUACAUUCAAAGUAUAAAUAUAUAUUGACUGUGUUGAGUACACUUUUCAGAAGACAAAUCGACAGAAGUAGAUCUACUUCUGUGGCAUGUUUACUAUUUCAGCCUAAUUAAAAAACACACACACACAAUUCAGUAAGGCAUUCAAUCUACUUCCUCUAUAACCUCGUGAUUCAAUUUCUUCUGGCUCAAAUAUGGCAUUUUGCUUUCACCUCUUUCUAGCACAAGUAAAUAUAGAAUAUGGUUUUUCUCUACUACAAUGUCCAAGCAGAUUUCUUUGAAUAAAACAUGUUUUCGGCCCACUGCAUAUCAUUGACGUACUGCAGUUUGCAGUUCAUCCUUGUAGAUUCAUUAUUUAUGAUGAAAAUAUUCAGAAAAGGGGGAACUGUGUCAAAGCAUUUUUGCAUGUAUGUGCCCUCAAUUUUUAAGAAAGAAGCCAAAUUUGUGGUAUAUGAGGAACAGUUUGCAAUAUUCUAUUAGCAUGUUCUCUGUUCUUCAGCCCUCGAGGGAGAUUAGUACAGUAAUUUUAGUGGGAUCUAGAUAAGCUGUGGAGUUUGACAUCAUAAUUAUAGCCUCUGCACUGUAAUUCACCUUCAUUAUGAAAACAUUUCCGGUUUUAAUUGAGAGAACACUUGAAAAAAAUAUUUGGAAAAGGUGUAAAUUCAUUCUGGUUUUGCAAUAAAGUAAAGAAUAUUAAAAAGGUGAAAUAUAAAUGCUGUUGUAAGUUGUGCAAAUUUAAGUGGUCAUUUUUAUGGUCAAGAAAUAUAUGAAUGUAAAAACUCUGUAGAUAUUGUACAUAUUUUCUGUAAUAUAUGUAUAUUUGGUCAUAAGGUGGAUGAAGAAUUGUAAAAAUUAAGCACUUUAAUUCCUGUUGAGUACUUAAAGAAAUUUGUAUCCUGUAAAAUAAAAGCAGCAUUAAAUAAG
Messenger RNA from Cuculus canorus (common cuckoo), 8284 nucleotides. RefSeq names its product FYVE, RhoGEF and PH domain containing 4 (gene FGD4). The record is from RefSeq and is a predicted model, not a curated record. NCBI's taxonomy places the organism in Eukaryota, Metazoa, Chordata, Aves, Cuculiformes, Cuculidae. Gene Ontology annotation, cellular component: cytoplasm. The transcript has 16 exons. Gene Ontology annotation, biological process: cytoskeleton organization; filopodium assembly. Gene Ontology annotation, molecular function: zinc ion binding; guanyl-nucleotide exchange factor activity. The coding region runs from base 255 to 2528 and encodes 757 amino acids.